Mustela lutreola (European mink) is the source of this 1775-nucleotide messenger RNA. RefSeq names its product olfactory receptor 6Q1. Gene Ontology annotation, molecular function: G protein-coupled receptor activity; olfactory receptor activity. The coding region runs from base 340 to 1293 and encodes 317 amino acids. The record is from RefSeq and is a predicted model, not a curated record. The transcript has a single exon. Gene Ontology annotation, cellular component: membrane. NCBI's taxonomy places the organism in Eukaryota, Metazoa, Chordata, Mammalia, Carnivora, Mustelidae. Gene Ontology annotation, biological process: G protein-coupled receptor signaling pathway.
UAUCUCUUUUAUCUCACUCACUUAUCCUUAUCUUCCAGGUUCCAGUUGAAACAACACUUCCUCCAGAAAAUAUUCUUGGAUUCCUCCAGACUGGUGGAGCUUCUCUGCUAUUUCCUCCCAUAAUAUCCCCAUCCAUAUCCAGCACUUUAAAUUUUGUACUGAAAUUUCCUGUUUUCUAGACCUCCUUAUAGACUAUAUAUUAUUUGAGGGUAAGGACAGUGUCUUGACUUUGCUUUCCUUUUCCAGGAUGAAAGAUGUCUCAGUGCACCAUUCUCCCUGGUUCUCUUUGAAUUGUCUUCUCCUAUGAGGCCAUGAGUGUCCUGACUUCCACUCCCACACAUGCAGCCAUACUCCCCAAACUGGACCCAUGUAACAGAGUUUGUCAUGGUGGGUUUUGUUGGGGUGCAUGAAGCACGCCUCCUCUUCUUUACACUCUUUCUCACCAUGUACCUGUUCACCUUGGUGGAGAACCUGGCCAUCAUUUUGGUGGUGGCUUUGAACCAUUGGCUACAAAGACCCAUGUAUUUCUUCCUGACGCACCUGUCCUGCCUUGAAAUUUGGUAUACUUCAGUGACAGUGCCUAAGAUGCUAGCUGGUUUUAUUGGGGUUGGUGGGGGCAAGAAUAUCUCCUAUGCUGGGUGCCUGUCCCAGCUCUUCAUCUUUACCUUCCUGGGGGCAACUGAGUGUUUCCUACUGGCUGCCAUGGCCUAUGACCGCUAUGUGGCCAUUUGUAUGCCACUCCGAUAUGGGGCCUUGGUGUCGUGGGGCACCUGCAUCCGUCUGGCAGCUGCCUGUUGGCUGGGGGGCCUCCUCACACCUAUUUUGCCUAUCUACCUCAUGUCCCAGCUGACAUUUUGUGGUCCCAAUGUCAUCGACCACUUCUUCUGUGAUGCCUCGCCCCUGCUAGCCUUGUCCUGCUCAGAUGUCACCCUGAAGGAGACCACAGAUUUUCUAGUCUCUCUGGCGGUGCUUCUGGCCUCCUCUACGGUCAUUUCUGUGUCCUACAGCAAUAUCGUCUGGACGUUGCUGCAUAUCCGUUCAGCUGCUGAGCGCAGAAAGGCCUUCUCCACUUGUGUGGCUCACCUGACCGUGGUGAGCCUCUUCUAUGGCACUCUUUUCUUUAUGUAUGUCCGGACCAAAGUGGCAUCCUCCAUCAACUUCAACAAGGUGGUGUCUGUCUUCUACUCCAUUGUCACACCAAUGCUCAACCCCCUCAUCUACAGUCUUCGAAACAAGGAGGUGAAGGGAGCUCUGGGCCAAGUCUUUUCCUUCAGGUCUUGGGUAGGUCAGUGAGGAGGCAGGUGGGGACCUAGUUUCCUUGACUUGGCUUUUCAGAAGGAGGGUGGAGAGGACUAUGGGAGAGAGCAGUGACCUGCAUAGUCAGGAACCAUGGAUUAGGUAUCAGUUAAAGUAAAAUGUUCAUCUGCUAUAACAAGAGACAUCUAACUAUAAUGUGGUUUAAAGAGGGAAGAUUUCCUCUUUUCUGCACCAGUCCAGAGUGAGUGUUCCAGGCUGAUGAGUGGCUCUGGUCAACAGGCAUUCAAAGAACCAAGUUCUUCCAUCCAUAGGGUCAACAUCCCUUAGGAUGCUGGCAAACUGAGGGCUGUGGGCCAAAUCCAACUCAGCACUUGUUUUUAAUGACCUGGGAGCUAAGAAUGGUUUUUAUACUUUUAAUACUUGAUUGUAAACAUAUCAAGAGAAGAAUAAUAUUUCAUGAUGCAUAAUCCUUUAAUAAAAUUAAGAUUUCAGUGUCAAUAAAUCAAGUUUUACUAGAA